ACGCUUGCAGAAUCUACAUCGGCAGACCAAAGUAGCACCCAAAGAACAACAUUUCGUACAGUGCCUGCAACCACUGAGCGAAGCACUGCUACAUCAACUCUGCUUGAGACCACAGUGGCUAGUACAACUACAGAGCAGACAAGCACAAUUGGCUUGUCUUCCGCAGCAUCUUCGACAGAACCUGCUCGAAGUACUCUUCUCAGUACUUCUGAAGGGUAUUCAACUGGACAGUCCACAGAAUAUUCUUCAGCAGGCACCACCCUUGAACCAAGCUCCACCACUAGCAGAUCAAGAACGUCAGUCCAGUCGACAACGUUUUCAGAAUCUACAGCGGUGGACCAAGGUACGACGGCACAAAGAACCACAGUCCCUACACUGUCGGUAACGACAGAACAAAGCACCUUGACCUCAACCUUGGCAGAGACCACAGUGGCUAGUACAACAACGGAGAGGGCUAGCACAUUUAAAUCGUCUUUUGCCACGACAACGCUUUCUGAAUCGACACCGGUGGACGAAAGCACGACCGCGCAAAGAACGACAACAGAACAAAGCACCUUGACCUCAACCUUGGCAGAGACCACAGUGGCUAGUACAACAACGGAGAGGGCUAGCACAUUUAAAUCGUCUUUUGCCACGACAACGCUUUCUGAAUCGACACCGGUGGACGAAAGCACGACCGCGCAAAGAACGACAGUUCCUACUCUGGCGGUAACAACAGAGCAAAGCACUUUGACCUCAACCUUGCCAGAGACCACCGUGGCAAGUACAACAACGGAGAGGCCUAGUACGCUUGAAGUUUUUUCCACGUUCUAA
Messenger RNA from Branchiostoma floridae (Florida lancelet), 813 nucleotides. Its product is annotated as flocculation protein FLO11-like. The transcript has 2 exons. The annotation marks the transcript as partial. The record is from RefSeq and is a predicted model, not a curated record. NCBI's taxonomy places the organism in Eukaryota, Metazoa, Chordata, Leptocardii, Amphioxiformes, Branchiostomatidae.